AUGGCUCUUGCAAACAGCUCUUUUGUGACUGAAUUCCUUCUGGUGGGCUUAACAGACCAGUCUGAUUUCCAAAUUCCCUUGUUCUUCCUGUUUCUGGUAAUGUAUAUAGUCACUGAAGUGGGAAAUUUAGGUUUGAUCAUUCUAAUUGUGCUGAAUUCACAUCUUCACACCCCCAUGUACUUUUUCCUUUUUAACUUGUCCUUAAUAGACCUCUGUUAUUCUUCUGUGAUUAUACCCAAAAUGCUGGGGAAUUUUGUAUUAAGCAAGAAUAUUAUCUCUUACAUGGGAUGUAUGACUCAGCUAUACUUUUUGUUUUUUGUCAUUUCUGAAUGCUAUAUGCUAACGGUAAUGGCCUAUGACCGCUAUGUAGCCAUCUGUAAUCCACUUUUAUAUAACACUGCUAUGUCCCCUAAAGUGUGCUUCUACCUUAUAUUUGGUUCCUAUUUUAUGGGUUUUUCUGAUGCCAUGAUCCAUACUGGAUGCAUCCUGAGACUGACCUUCUGUGAUGGAAAUACCGUCAACCACUAUUUCUGUGAUAUGCUUCCUUUGCUCCAGCUCUCAUGCACUAGCACCUAUGUCAAUGAGAUAGAGAUUUUCAUAGUAGGGGGGAAAGACAUCUUUGUACCCACUCUCAUCAUCUUUUUCUCUUAUGUUUUCAUCCUUUCUAGCAUCCUCAAAAUAAGAUCCACUGAAGGCAGAUCCAAAGCCUUCAGUACCUGCACUUCCCACAUAAUUGCUGUUUUCCUGUUCUUUGGAUCAGGUGCAUUUAUGUAUCUCAAACCAUCCUCAGCUGGCUCCAUGGAUGAGGGAAAAAUCUCAUCUGUCUUUUAUACCAUUGUAGUUCCUGGAAUGAAUCCUUUAAUUUAUAGCUUAAGGAACAAAGAUGUUAAAGUUGCUGUGAGAAAAACCCUGAGCAGGAGAAGAUUUUGA
Messenger RNA from Castor canadensis (American beaver), 930 nucleotides. Its product is annotated as olfactory receptor 8B8-like. Gene Ontology annotation, cellular component: membrane. The record is from RefSeq and is a predicted model, not a curated record. Gene Ontology annotation, molecular function: G protein-coupled receptor activity; olfactory receptor activity. NCBI's taxonomy places the organism in Eukaryota, Metazoa, Chordata, Mammalia, Rodentia, Castoridae. Gene Ontology annotation, biological process: G protein-coupled receptor signaling pathway.